This is a messenger RNA of Symbiodinium natans, 3153 nucleotides long. The record is from the annotation of a GenBank genome assembly. Lineage: Eukaryota; Dinophyceae; Suessiales; Symbiodiniaceae.
AUGGAGUUUCUAGACAAGCUCCCGGAGGACCAGCGGAAGGCAGCUGGCGCGGCCCUGGGCAUCGCCACCUUCGCAGGGCUUGGGGGCCUCCUCUGGCGUUGGAGGAGCCAAAGUGCGAGAACGUUGAAGCGGCCCUUCAUUCUCAAGGACCUCGCAAACGGCGAAACAGUGGAGGAUCCCCUGGCCGAGCUUACACGAGUCGUCACCUGGCUACAGGACGAGAUCAUUCGGCCCUUGGAUGCUCGGCUGCCAGGCAAACCGUUCGAGCACGACUUGCUGGCCUUCCCCUUCACACCGAUGGUCCUGGUGGUGGGGAACCACUCUGCUGGAAAGUCCACCUUCAUCAACCGGCUCCUUGGCACCAGUGUGCAGGAGACAGCCGAAGAAGGGACAGUUCUCAUGGCGUUGCCCAGACAUGCCUUGUUUGCCGCAGGAAACGGGUGUGGCUCCUACGGACGACGGCUUUACUGUCCCGGGGACUCAGGGAACGGCUCCGUGGAUGCCUUGUGGCCGUGUUGGCUCUGCAGCGCCUUGCACCACCGCCUUGCUGAGUUUUGGGCGAUGGAUGCCCUCUUCCGGCGAAAGGUCCACAUUCAAGUCAUCAAUUGUUCGCGAUGGUCAUUGCUGACAUUUGCCGGGGAGUUUUUCAACUCGGGUGGCUGGGUCGGCCCUCGCUUGGAGGAGGUUGGCGAGGAUGCCUGCAUCGAGCUAGAAAGCAAUAGCUGGAUAUCUGGCCUAUCAGGCUAUGUUACCUUUCGCAGCAGCGACCACUCGCAAUUUUUAUGUAUUGUUGUGUCGUACCCCUUGCUGGGCUCGUGCUGCUUCACUGCUCGCUUCGGUGCCGACCAUGGGUUGCGAGAUCCGGCCAACUUGUUGGAGAAUGCGCCGCCGCUGCAACCUGCAGACCACGGUCUCACCCGUGCCGAGGGGUGCACCUGGGAAGUCCUCGAUGUUGGAGUCCAGGACAUGGCGGUGAUACGCUGCGUGCUGCUUCCGAGCAAGCUCAAGCGCCUUUCUGACGAUUUCUCCUCUGCGCUGACCACCGCCGCGUGGUGCGCUACGUCGGGCAAAGAUGGGGCUGCCGCCACUAGUCUUGGCAGGAAGAGCGUCCGCAUGACGGAGCGCCGCCUGGAGGUCGAAAUCGAAAACCAGUCGUCAGAGUCCUUCCUUUUCGACAACGACUGGUUCAAGCAUGGCAGCUGGGUGGAUGGUGCUGUGGACUGCCUGCCGCCGGGCACCACAACAACCCUGAAACUCUGUAGCUCUGACUUCAUCUCGGGGGUCAGUGGCCUCUUCUGGUAUGUCAACGAGGCACGCUUCGACGUGUACCUCAGCCUGGUGUUCUCCCAUCCCAUAGCCAGCGAGGCAGCGUUUGAUGCCUUCCUCGGAGCUCCACCUGAGGAGCUCCACAACGAAUGGUGCAAGGUCCGUCCUGUCAACGGCAGCGAGUGCAACAGGCACGGCUGCUGCUGGCGGGUCCUGGAGCGCGGUCCAAUCUUGCGGCUCAAGGUCACGCUGCCAGAAGCUUUGCCACGGGCCACCACGGCCACCAUCAGGCCACCUGAGCCGGUGGAGGCAGAGCACGGCGCACUGGCCGUGCGGGAGGCCCAAGCACGUGCUGAGGAUCCAGAGCCCGCAGCUCCCAGUUUCAUGGACGUCACCCGUCCCAGGGACCUUAUCGACGGCGUGGGGAGCGGCCUCACCGCCGCCUCUGUCGGCUUCGCUGCAGGCGGCGCUGCGCUGGUAGCUGCGCCUGCUGUGGGCCUCUCCGAGGGUGGCAUGCCUGGAUUCGUCCUGGGCUUAGCCCAAGGCAGUGCCGCGGCCCUGGGCCUGGCCGUGUGCGGCACGGCGGCCUGCGCCGCGCAGGUGGCCAGAGGCGUGCUGAACACACCGGAGGCCCUGAUGCGGCAAGACGGAACUAGAUGGGACAGCACCUGCGGCAAGUGGGUGGACGACUUUGUUAACCUUCAAGAAGAGGAGGCGCAGGCUGACAAGGCCCCCGAGGAGUGCGAGUCAGAGGAGGACUCGCCGCUGUUCGGCGGCGCCUACAAGAAGGAGGUGGCAGACUCGUCCUACUACGACAUCAUCGGCGUAAAGCCUGGGUCUCUGCCUAUGGACAUCAAGAAGGCCUACUACAAAGCCGCAUUGCAAGUUCAUCCAGACAAGAACCCUGGGGACGAGGAAGCACACGCAAAGUUCCAGCAGCUUUCGGCUGCGUACCGAGUGCUCAGCGACCCACAGUUGCGUGAGAGAUACGACCAAAUAGGGGAAGAGGCGACCAAGGAGGCAGAGCUGCCUUCAAUUGACCCUAUCCUGUUCUUCGGCAUCCUCUUCGGCUCGGAGCAUUGCGAAAAGUACAUUGGCAAGUUGUACUUGGCCAUGCAGACGAACCAGCUGGCCAAAGAGCUUCAGCGACAAAGCACAGCUGAGGAAGGCGUGAGAAGCAGGUGCGACCGACAAAUGCCACUGCGCCAGCACCUGCGCGAGGUGCGCUGCGCGCGUCAUUUGCGACGUCUCGUAGACGUGUGGGCCGUCCAACGUGAUGGCCGCAGUUUUGUCCGACAAAGUUCGGAGGAGGCCAGCAGCCUCAAUCAGUGCGCUUUCGGUGGGAGGCUCCUCAAGGCGAUCAGCCAGGCCUACCAGAGCACCGCGGAGGAUUACCUCUCGAGCCUGUAUGGCCCGCUCACGCUGGAGUCGCAGCUCUCCCGCUGGAGCCAUGGCUUCCAGGAUGCCCAGCUGAAGACCUCGGCUGGCCUGAGCCUGGCCAAGGCUGCAUACGCUGCAAACACAUUGGCUGCGAGAGUCCAUCGGCGAAUGAGCGAGAGCAACCUCAGUGCGAGCUAUGUUCCGGAAGGGGCAAGCGUGAUGGAUAGCAACAUCGCUGAAUCAUUGGAAGGCCAGUUGCCUGUCUUCUUGCAGACGCUUUGGGACGUGUGCCUUCUGGACAUCACUUCCACUCUGAAGAACGUCUCGGGCAAGGUUGUCAAGGACGUCAGCAUCCCCUGGCAGCUGCGUGUGCGCCGGGCGCAGGCAUUGCUCCGGCUCGCGCGCAUAUUUCGCGAUGCAGGGCAGCGUGAGGCUUCGGACACGAAGAAGGCGGAUGUCGCCAAACAGCUCCUGGAAGAGGCGCUGAUGGGCUCCGUCAAGCGGUGA